This is a messenger RNA of Jaculus jaculus (lesser Egyptian jerboa), 3541 nucleotides long. RefSeq names its product DEAD-box helicase 10 (gene Ddx10). Bases 65 to 2698 code for a protein of 877 amino acids. Lineage: Eukaryota; Metazoa; Chordata; Mammalia; Rodentia; Dipodidae. Gene Ontology annotation, biological process: rRNA processing. Gene Ontology annotation, cellular component: nucleus. The record is from RefSeq and is a predicted model, not a curated record. Gene Ontology annotation, molecular function: ATP binding; RNA helicase activity; nucleic acid binding. The transcript is spliced from 18 exons.
CGCUCAUGCCACGCCGUGUCUCUGGCGGCGGGAGCGGCUUGGGCUGUUGCUGCGCGCUGCCAGCAUGGGCCGAAGUGCCCACUCUCUCGGUCGCGGAGCCCGAGCUGACCCAGUGCGGAGCUUCAAUCGCUGGAAGAAGAAGCACAGCCACCGGCAGAGCCAGAAGAAGGAGUUAAGGAGGCAGCGGAAGAAGCCGGAGUGGCAGGUCGAGCGCGAGGUGAUCGGCCGGCUCACGCAGAGCUACGAGACGAUAAAUGUAAGUGAAAUUGCAAGAUUUUCAGAUUUUCCCUUGUCUAAGAAAACUUUGAAAGGUCUUCAGGAAGCCCAGUACCGCCUGGUGACAGAGAUCCAGAAGCAGACUAUCGGCUUGGCUUUGCAAGGUAAAGAUGUGCUUGGAGCUGCCAAAACUGGAUCUGGCAAGACGCUGGCUUUCCUGGUUCCAGUAUUAGAAGCCUUGUAUCGUCUGCAGUGGACGUCAGCAGAUGGGCUGGGGGUUCUGAUAAUAUCACCUACGAGGGAAUUGGCUUAUCAGACCUUUGAGGUUCUCCGAAAAGUGGGAAAGAAUCAUGACUUCUCAGCUGGUCUCAUCAUUGGUGGAAAGGAUUUGAAACAUGAAGCAGAGAGGAUCAACAACAUCAACAUACUCGUUUGUACGCCAGGCCGACUUCUUCAACACAUGGAUGAAACAAUUUGUUUCCAUGCCACCAACCUCCAAAUGUUAGUUCUUGAUGAAGCAGAUAGAAUCUUGGAUCUGGGCUUUGCUGAUACCAUGAAUGCUAUUAUUGAAAAUCUUCCUAAGAAACGGCAGACUUUACUUUUCUCAGCCACGCAAACCAAAUCUGUAAAGGACCUUGCACGUUUGAGUUUGAAAAACCCUGAGUAUGUCUGGGUUCAUGAAAAAGCAAAAUACAGCACCCCUGCUACUUUGGAGCAGAACUACAUCGUCUGUGAGCUACAGCAGAAAAUAAGUGUGUUGUAUUCCUUCUUGAGAAGCCACCUGAAGAAGAAGAGUAUUGUCUUUUUCUCCAGCUGCAAACAGGUUCAGUACUUGUACAGAGUGUUCUGCCGGCUCCGCCCAGGGAUCUCUAUCCUGGCUCUCCAUGGCCGACAGCAGCAGAUGAGAAGAAUGGAAGUCUACAAUGAAUUUGUCCACAAGAGGGCUGCAGUACUCUUUGCUACUGAUAUUGCAGCCAGGGGACUGGAUUUUCCAGCUGUGAAUUGGGUUCUUCAGUUUGACUGUCCAGAAGAUGCCAACACUUAUAUUCACAGAGCUGGUAGAACUGCCAGGUACAAAGAGGAUGGAGAAGCGUUGUUAAUUUUGCUCCCCUCUGAAGAACAAGGGAUGGUGCAGCAGCUUCUUCAGAAGAAGGUACCUGUGAAAGAAAUCAAAAUCAAUCCAGAAAAACUUAUAGAUGUGCAAAAGAAAUUGGAAUCCUUUUUAGCCCAAGAUCAAGAUUUAAAAGAAAGAGCUCAACGGUGUUUUGUCUCCUAUAUACGUUCAGUAUAUCUUAUGAAGGAUAAAGAUGUAUUUGAUGUGAGCAAGUUACCUAUUCCUGAAUAUGCCCUGUCUCUUGGUCUUGCUGUUGCACCAAGAGUACGAUUUCUUCAGAAAAAGGAGAAACAGCCCACUAAAAUAUUGAGCAGGAGUCCAAAAACUGAAGAAACUCAGCCUUGGGCUCCUACUCUCACCAAUGAUGAUGUGGAAGAAUUUAGAGCCUGUUUCAGUGAGAAAAUGUCCAUUCUUCAGAAAAAUGGGCAAGUACUAGAAAGGACAGAGUACAGACUGGCUAAUGGUAGUAGGGAUGUAGAACAGGAAGAAGAGGAGGAGGAAGAAGAUGUAAUAGAAGAGAAACUGAGCAAAGCAACAGGGUUCCAGACUGAAUGUGUUCCCAAUGUUAAUGAGACACAGAAGGUGAAGGAAGUUCCUGUGCAGUUCUUGGACAGAAAUGAUGAGGAGGAAGAUGAGCCUGAUGCUGAUUUCCUGAUGGUGAAGCAGCGUGAUGUGUUUGGUUUGGGUCUUAAAGAGAAUGAAACAUUACAGAACAAAGAACCUUCUAAAUCCAAUGUCAAGAAAAAAAUAACCAAGGUUGCAGAAGCAAAAAAAGUACUGAAGAGAAAUUUUAAAGUGAAUAAGAAAAUAACAUUUACUGAUGAGGGAGAGUUGAUUCAGCAGUGGCCACAGAUACAGAAAUCUACUGCCAAGGAUGUGGAGGAAGAUGAUGACACUGGUGGUAUCAACUUACAUAAAGCAAAGGAAAGGCUUCAGGAAGAGGACAAAUUUGACAAAGAAGAAUAUAGGAAAAAAAUUAAAGCAAAACAUCGGGAAAGAAGGCUAAAGGAAAGACAAGCCAGAAGAGAAGCCAACAAAACACAAGCAAAGGCCAGUGAUGAAGAGGAAGCCUUUUUGGAUUGGAGUGAUGAUGAUGAUGAUGGUGGAUUUGAUCCGAGCACUCUUCCAGAUCCAGAUAAGUACAGAAACUCUGAAGAAUCUGGUGAUGAAGAUAUACAAAAUAUGAUGAGUGAUACCAAGAAGAAGCAAGGAAUGAGGAAAAGGAGCAACAGUGAAUUGGAAGAGGUUGGACCAACAAGCCAUCAUGGGAAGAAGGCCAAAUGGGAAACCUUAGAGCCUUUGGAUACAGGCCUAUCUUUAGCAGAGGAUGAAGAGCUGGUAUUACACCUGCUCAGAAGUCAGAGCUAACUACUUCUGAGUGUUCCCUGACACCACUGGACAUAUGUGGGCAAGAAGUUGAACAUUAUUAGCUUUGGGUACUUGGGUUCCAUAUGUCCUAUUCCCAAAGGACACCUCUCCAAACAGAAAUGAUCACAUCACUCAACUCUUCACAGGCUUUGUUUUGGAUGUGUCCUUCAUAUCUCCAAAGAAAUACUAUAAAGGAACUACUGUAAUAGAUCAUCCCUGAGAAAAGAAUGAGUAUUUUAAAGUGAGAUAAUAAGUAAACAAACAUAUUUCCUAUAAUAUAAAGUACUACUGUUUUUAUUGUGUCUAGUGAUAUGAAAGCACACUGAAGGCCAGCCAGUCUGUGACAUUGUUCUGUCAGCUCUGGAGGAGGAGAUGGAGUUUGUGGACAUAAAAGCUCAUUUAAAUGACUGUAGAUAGGGAAGGAAAGAGUAAAUAGAUUGGAAUUGAAUUUGGGGUUUAAUAACCUGAGAAGAUUUUAAAAUUACAGUUUCUAAUACAGUUUGUUGGCCUUGAACAUUUUCCAAAUAUCGUGAAACUACAAGAGUGCAUAAACUGAUUUUAUCUUUCCCAUUUUAGUUGUUCUUCUUGAGACAAGGAAUUAAGGCCAUUUAGUUCCUGGAUGGAAUUAUUGAGUAAAUAUAUUCCUUUUGAUUGAUAAACUACCUUGAGUUGUAUUCUGCCCUUAGGACUGAAUGGAUCCUAACUGUGCCAUGUAUCUCACUCUGUUGCUUUUAUUUUUAUUUAUUUAGUUAGAGAGAGAAGAAACAAAUAGGCAGACAAAUGGAUUGAUGAUAGGUAGGUAGGUAGGUAGAUAGAGUGCACCAGGAUCUCCAGCCACUGCAA